This is a messenger RNA of Carassius auratus (goldfish), 1662 nucleotides long. RefSeq names its product solute carrier family 35 member G2a (gene slc35g2a). Bases 302 to 1546 code for a protein of 414 amino acids. The record is from RefSeq and is a predicted model, not a curated record. Lineage: Eukaryota; Metazoa; Chordata; Actinopteri; Cypriniformes; Cyprinidae. The transcript is spliced from 2 exons. Gene Ontology annotation, cellular component: membrane.
GAUGACGCACGCGUAGAGCAAAUGCUGCUCGUUAUAGUCCAUGCAUGCAGCUCGACUGAGAUCUCACAAUCCAGAAACAACGUCCCUUCAGUUCAGCAUCCUGCGGGGAAAGCCUCUGUGAGACCUGCUAUUAUUUAUUUAGACAAAUCCAGAAGCGUUUCCAUACAGGAAGAAAGACAUGGGAAGACUAAACAUAUUGGCUCACAAUGACAGCUGGAUUUGAUAGAUUCAUUCGCGGAUCUUCAGUGGCCAGAGGCGUCUGAGAGGACAGGAGCUACUCGACAGCUGGUAUUAUAAGAAAAUGGAGGAUUCACCAUCAAAGCAUCUUCUUGGUUCCAAGAAGAGAGUCAAAAUCCACCCGAACACAGUGACAGUCAAAUACGCCACUCACUUUCCCCAGCCUGGAGACGAGGGCUAUGAUGACGCUCCAUCUUUUGAAGACUUUGGCUCAUUUGUCGAAGAGACCUCAGACAGGAAGCACCUCACUGACAGAAAGUCAGGCAGGACUUUCUUCGGUGCACUUGACAAUCGGCCCAAACUUCCUGGGGACCAAAAGGAGAAAGGGGUCGGAGGUCAGCUGCAGAGCUUCGGGGAGGCCUCUGUGUUCGCCUCACGCAUGACAUGGGCCGCUCUGUUUGGGGCGGCUCUGGCACACGGCUGUGUGGCUCUCAUCACACGCCUGGCUGCUGACUCUAGGGUGCCGUCGCUGGAGCUUCUCUUUAUUCGCUCCGUCAUCCAGGUGUUGUCCAUCACUGUGGUGUUUUAUUACAAGGAGCCUCCCUUCGGGCCUCAAGGCUACAGAUUGCGUCUUUUCUUUUAUGGCGUGUGCAAUGUCAUCUCAAUCACAUGUGCAUAUACCUCCUUUGCCAUCGUCCCACCCAGCAAUGGCACCAUCAUGUGGAGAGCCACCACGACGGUCUUCAGCGCCGUACUGGCGUUUUUACUCAUCGAUGAGCGACUGGGCAUGACAGACGUGGUGACAGUUGUCAGUAGCGUCUUUGGCCUCUGCUUGGUCAUGAUUCCCAACAUCGUAGGCGAGCACCGAUCACUUGGUUUCUGGAAGGAGGCCUUUGGCUACACCAUGACGGUGAUGGCAGGCUUAAUGGCGGCCCUGUCCAUGAUCAUAUACCGCGCCAUCAAAGAGAGGGUGAGCAUGUGGACUGCGCUCUUCACCUUUGGCUGGACUGGAACGGUGUGGGGGGUUUCCACCAUGUUCAUCCUGCAGGAGCCCAUCAUUCCACUGGACGGAGAGACAUGGGGGUAUCUUAUCGGCAUCUGCGUCUGCUCCACUGUGGCAUUCCUGGGGGUCUAUUAUGCCCUCAACAAGUUCCACCCCGCACUGGUCAGCACCGUUCAGCAUAUGGAGAUUGUUGUGGCUAUGCUUCUGCAGCUAAUUGUGCUCCACAUGGUGCCCUCGGUGUACGACAUCAUCGGGGGUCUCAUCAUCAUCACCAGUGUUGUCGUGCUGACAGCUGUAAAGCUUUACUGGGUGGGCAAGAGCAAAAGACAGGAGUAUGAAGAGAUCCUUGACUCGCCAAUAAAGUGAACAAAGUUAUUGCUUUAGAAAUUGUUUUAUUUAUGGUACCCACACUCUUAAAAACAAAGGAUCACUGGCAUCUGUGGUUCCAUGAAGAACCUUUAUCAUCCAUGGAACCUUUUAAU